Molecule: messenger RNA, 375 nt
Organism: Penicillium macrosclerotiorum
Lineage: Eukaryota; Fungi; Ascomycota; Eurotiomycetes; Eurotiales; Aspergillaceae
Product: MICOS complex subunit Mic12 family protein
Exons: 2
Coding region: 1-375 (124 amino acids)
Biological process (GO): cristae formation
Cellular component (GO): MICOS complex; mitochondrial crista junction
Source: RefSeq, a predicted model, not a curated record
AUGGGCUUCAUCGCUGGAUUUGUGAGCGGAUUUGCCCUCACCAGCUCCGCCCUAUUUAUCACUAUGCAAGUCCACCGCACCACGCGCUUGCAACAGCGGCGAGCGAUUCGCGAACAGGUCGAGCAGAUCAACUGGCUCGCCUCCUCUUCCGGUGCCUAUGACCGUCGCCUUCUCCCAGAAGAUCCACCGCGACGAUCCGAAGAAAGACACACCCCACGAGAAGACCAGAUUACCAUGAAAGAGGUUCUCAAGCACCGCUGGAACCAAGAGGUUGAGAAGUUCGCCCGGAAGGCAUACGAAAGUCGAUGGGAAGAUGUGAGAGACACCGCCAUGGAGGGUUGGAAAGCGGCUUUGAGGCUUGUGAAGAAAGAGUGA